Messenger RNA from Priceomyces carsonii, 1083 nucleotides. It is a transcript of the gene SWD3, whose product is annotated as Swd3p. The coding region runs from base 1 to 1083 and encodes 360 amino acids. Lineage: Eukaryota; Fungi; Ascomycota; Pichiomycetes; Serinales; Debaryomycetaceae. Gene Ontology annotation, molecular function: protein binding. The transcript has a single exon. The record is from RefSeq and is a predicted model, not a curated record.
AUGGUGGAACCAACUAGUCCAGUUAAAUGGAAAAGCUCUACUACCGAGCAGGUACAGAUGGAAGGCGAAUUAUUCAAAGUCCAGUAUACAUUAAAAGAUAUUCAUAAACUUUCAAUCAACUCUAUAAAGAUUUCGCCAGAUGGAAGCACAUUUGCUACUUGCUCAUCUGAUUGCACAAUUAAGGUCUUUAGACUCUCUGAUGGGGAGCUUGUAACCGAGUUAAAUGGACAUACAAGAGGUAUAUCUGAUCUCGAGUAUUCGCCCAUUAAUCCUGACAUUAUAGCAUCGUGUUCAGAUGAUUUAACUAUAAGACUAUGGUCAAUAAAGAGAUCUAAAUGCAUAAAAAUCUUGAAAAAGCAUACAUAUCAUAUCACAGCAAUAAAGUUCAGUUCUAAAGGUAACGUCUUGAUUAGUGGCUCUGCUGAUGAAACCAUUACAAUAUGGGAUCUAUCCUCGGGUAAAUCUUUACGAACUUUGGCGGCGCAUUCAGACCCUGUAUCUUCGAUCAGUUUGACGCCAGACAAUUCAAUUAUAAUCAGCUCCUCUUACGAUGGGCUCAUGCGACUUUUUGAUCUAGAGACUGGGCAAUGUCUAAAGACCCUUAUAUAUAAUAGUGCAAGUCAUGGUACAGCAACGGCGUCUACAAAUGAGGCUGUUAAUUUUCCUGUGUCAAACACUGAAGUGUCGCCAAAUGGAAAAUAUAUCUUAAGUUCAAGCUUGGACGGUGUUAUACGACUUUGGGAUUACAUGGAAAAUAAGGUUAUUAAGACAUAUUAUGGUGAAAAAGAUACACCCAUAAGUACCAAGUUUAUUUGCGGAGCGAAGUUUAUUACGAAAACAAAGGAACCUAAAAUUGUAUCUGGAAGUGAACUGUCUGGCAUAUUGGUAUGGGACGUUCAGUCGAAAGAGAUUGUUUUUCAGUUUAAAGCCAAAUCACCAGUUUUGCAAGUUGACAUCUUCGAUCAAGGCGGUAUCCUAGUUUCAUGUAGUACGGACGGUAUUGUCAAUGUACUAAACUUGAAUUCCGUUUAUAAGGACGAGCAGAACUCUGUAUCAUCAAUGUCUACCUCACCACAACCUUAG